GCUUCGAGUCAGCUGACUACGCCAACUACGUCACGUACCCCGUCGAGGAGAGCUUCGCCGCGUACGUCCGUUUGUCGAGCUCUUCGAGGUCGUCGUCUUUCUUUUCUUCCACUGUCGCCAUGGCGAGUCAGUCGCAGGGAAUCCAGCAGCUGCUGCAGGCAGAGAAGAGAGCCGCCGAGAAGGUGGCGGAAGCCCGCAAACGUAAAAAUCGGCGUCUGAAGCAAGCCAAAGAAGAAGCGCAAGCUGAGAUCGAACAAUAUCGACUGCAGAGGGACAAAGAGUUCAAGACCAAAGAGGCGGCGGCGCUGGGUUCCCACGGCAACAGCGCGGUUGAGGUGGACCGCGACACCGCCGAGCGCAUGGGUCGGAUCCAGGCCAGUUACCGCGGCAACCGGGACGUCGUGCUGGGCGACCUCCUGCGCCGCGUCUGCGACAUCCAGCCCGAGUUUCACGCCAACUAUCGCGUGGCCGGCUAGGCUGACUUGUUCGGGAAAGGGAAGGCGGUUGGCGUCCCGUUAACUUAUUGGUCUUUUUCCUCGUGCUCUCUUCUGAUUGGAGGCUUUUAUUGUGAAAGUAACGUCCUCUAUGUAGCCAAGUGUGACAUUUUGUGUGUGUGUGUUAGUGGUUUCAAUAAAUAUGAUCGGUGUCAAAAGAA
This is a messenger RNA of Corythoichthys intestinalis (scribbled pipefish), 655 nucleotides long. It is a transcript of the gene atp6v1g1, whose product is annotated as ATPase H+ transporting V1 subunit G1. Gene Ontology annotation, biological process: proton transmembrane transport. NCBI's taxonomy places the organism in Eukaryota, Metazoa, Chordata, Actinopteri, Syngnathiformes, Syngnathidae. The record is from RefSeq and is a predicted model, not a curated record. The coding region runs from base 120 to 476 and encodes 118 amino acids. Gene Ontology annotation, cellular component: vacuolar proton-transporting V-type ATPase complex. The transcript is spliced from 3 exons. Gene Ontology annotation, molecular function: proton-transporting ATPase activity, rotational mechanism.